Molecule: messenger RNA, 125 nt
Organism: Funneliformis caledonium
Lineage: Eukaryota; Fungi; Glomeromycota; Glomeromycetes; Glomerales; Glomeraceae
Source: the annotation of a GenBank genome assembly
CUUAUUGGAAUGGUAUCAAUGGAAUUGUUCAAGAUAAGGUACUAGGUGCCCAAUAUUUAAAAACUGCUGCUUUGGCAGAUCAUCCUAAAGCUAGAGAAUUAUGUUUAGAAUAUAGAAUUUCGUAA